Lichtheimia ornata is the source of this 843-nucleotide messenger RNA. RefSeq lists its product as uncharacterized. The coding region runs from base 1 to 843 and encodes 280 amino acids. The record is from RefSeq and is a predicted model, not a curated record. NCBI's taxonomy places the organism in Eukaryota, Fungi, Mucoromycota, Mucoromycetes, Mucorales, Lichtheimiaceae. The transcript is spliced from 4 exons.
AUGACACGAGAAGUGCAAAGGAACAAGUCAUUUCAAUCGUCGAGUCCUCCAGAGGAAGAAGAGUCUUCUUGGUCACCACCUUCACCGCCAAGAGCAAACCGUAUACGGCCAUGCACGCAUUACCAAAGACCCAUGCUCAGUUUCAAUGAACGAUUACGACGAGCACAAGAAUCAUCACCCAUUAUCCAAACGAGUAGUUUAUCUAUCAGUGACGGUGACGAUGAUGAUGAUGAUGAUGAUAACAGCUUCAUAUUCAAUGCCGAUCCUUUCUUUGACACCAAUUUGAGUUUACCACCGCUACGACUUGAAUCACCUUCACCUCCGCCUUCUCCAUCACCAUCAUCAUCAUCCCAUUCUACAACCAAUGAUAAUAAUCAUCGUCGACGACGACAACAACAACAACCAGCCAAAUGUCCUGGCAGAGAAAAACCAUCAUGGAUGGAUAUGGAACCACAGCGUAGUCGAUCAUCUCGAGGCAAAAAGAAGAAAAAGGAAAGGCAAUCAUCAUCCAGCAAAUCGACAAAGCCAUCCUCGUCUUCCUCCACAGCACCUACAAAACCUUCCAAAGGAACCAAAUCCAUAUCGGCACCGUCAUCAUCAUCAACAUCAACAUCUACUGCUACAACAACUAUUCCUACUACUAUUACAAAGCAAAAACAGAGACCGCUGUCAGCUACCAUUAUACCCGCUUCUACUACGAACAAUGAUACAUGGGCCGAUAAGAGUCGAUUACGUCCACGCACUAGCUCAUCAUUAUCAUCAUCACCUCUCGCUAAACAUGGACAACCAUCGCACAAUCAGACGAGUCAUAAACCGCGCACCAUCAAAGCAGGCCAUUGCUAG